Lactuca saligna is the source of this 1487-nucleotide messenger RNA. NCBI's taxonomy places the organism in Eukaryota, Viridiplantae, Streptophyta, Magnoliopsida, Asterales, Asteraceae. The record is from the annotation of a GenBank genome assembly.
GCUACAUUCCAUCAUCGCAAUCAAUCUCAGUUCGAUUAGCAUUUCCAGAUCUAAAUUAAGUUUUCAGCGCUUGCUUUGAAUUCCAAACCCAACGGCGAUGGCGACUGAAGAACCAAUUGUUGCGACGGAGCCCACUGCACCGGAAGUCGUUACGACUGACGCUGCCCCACAGGAGGAGAAACCUGAGGUCCCGGCAGCUGAAGAAAAACCAAAGAAAGCAAAGAAACCAUAUGCAAACCGAAAACCUAGAAGUCCUGCUCUUCAUCCAACAUACUUCGAGAUGAUUAAGGAUGCCAUUGUUACGCUGAAGGAGAGGACUGGUUCCAGCCAGUAUGCGAUCACUAAGUUCAUCGAGGGGAAACAAAAGAAUCUUCCGGCGAAUUUUAAGAAGCUUUUAUACACCCAAUUGAAGAAAUUCGUUGCUGCUGGUAAACUAGUGAAGGUCAAGGCUUCCUACAAGCUACCGGCAAAAGCUACGGCAACAGGUGCUCCGGCGAAGAAGAAACCUGCAACAAAGGCAAAGACAGCUGCGAAAAAAGCGCCCGCUAAGAAGAAGGCCGCUGCCAAGCCCAAGGCAGCUCCAAAGGCAAAAACAGCAGCGAAACCGAAGAAAGCUGCUAAGGCUAAGCCCGCUGCGAAAGCCAAACCCGCUGCUAAACCCAAGACAGCGGCUCCCAAAGCCGCAGCGAAGCCAGCAGCACCAAAAGCCGCCGCCAAGCCCGCUGCAAAGCCAAAAGCCGUAGCUGCCAAGGCGAAACCGAAGCCCAAGACUGUUGCCAAACCGGCUAAAGUAGCAAAGACAGCAGCUAAAUCGAUCCCAGGGAAAAAAGCCGCUGCCGCUCCAAAGCCUGCGUCGAAGAAGGCACCGGUGAAGAAGGCGUCCGCGAAGAGCUUGAAACCCAAACCAGCAAUAGCGAAGAAAAUUUCCUUAGCAUGUCAAUUAAUCAAUCCAUGUUUGCUUUACGAUCUCCCAUAUACCCCUGAUUCUGAUAUCAAGUUUGGUGAAGAUUGUCUUUGGUGGUGGAAAGGGAAAGAUUCAAGGAUGAUUGAUAUAUUGGGGGUGGACAUCUUUUCUUUAGGCAUCACCUGUGAUCUGUAUCAUGAAGAUGACUGUUCACCUUGCAAUCGACAUCCAUGUUUCUUUUAGUUGGUACCAUUGUUCGCCAGCUUAGCUUGGCCUCCACUCCGAUCAUCGAUGCAGAACCCCGACCUCUUGUACAACACAUCAAGGCAACGAUGUCACAUAAAGUUUUCCUCAACCCGACACAGUUACAUAAACGCAUAAUGAAAUUAUAACAAUAUGAAUGUAUGUGAAUGUGUGUCGAAGAGUAACCAACAAAUACAAUUUUGAUAGCUCGAGGAUCUAAUUUGCUGUGAUUAUGUCCGUGAAUAUGGAUAAAGGCUUGGCAGCCAAAUGUUUUUAGCGGAAGCGAAGCUCAAUUAGUUUACUCGUUUAACAUAUACAAUGUCGAUUUCUUUGUUAAUUU